Cutaneotrichosporon cavernicola is the source of this 3450-nucleotide messenger RNA. RefSeq lists its product as uncharacterized. Gene Ontology annotation, biological process: signal transduction; UDP-N-acetylglucosamine biosynthetic process. Bases 1 to 3450 code for a protein of 1149 amino acids. Gene Ontology annotation, molecular function: monosaccharide binding; glucosamine 6-phosphate N-acetyltransferase activity. The record is from RefSeq and is a predicted model, not a curated record. NCBI's taxonomy places the organism in Eukaryota, Fungi, Basidiomycota, Tremellomycetes, Trichosporonales, Trichosporonaceae. Gene Ontology annotation, cellular component: Golgi apparatus; endoplasmic reticulum; endoplasmic reticulum-Golgi intermediate compartment. The transcript has 6 exons.
AUGGCAUACUCACAGCUUGAACCUGGCGUCCAGCCAACUCAGGCGCUACCGCGUAAGGGCGAGGACCAGGACCAGCACAUUCUGCGCGAGUUCAAGCGCAAGCUCACAGAGGACGAAGGAUACAUCAGUUACUUCACUGAGCGCCUCAAAAUCGAGAAGGAUUAUAUCCAGGCAUUGUCCAAACUCCACGCCAAAUCCAAGGGCGCCGACAUCCUCCAGGACGAUGCACCGCAUCCACGCGCGCGUGUCACCUCGACCGCGCGCCGUGCGUGGUUUGACGUGCGUGAUUACACGACCAGGGAGAUCGAGACACGUGAGGCUUUCUACAAUGCGCUCCAGAACGAUGUGUUGGCCCCACUCGUCGCAGUGCGUCAUACACAAACCCGUGUCCAGAGCCGUAUCUGCGAAGACCUCAAGGCAGCGACGGGCUCGUACGAAGAAUACGCCUAUGUCAAGGUGCCCAAGAUGCAGCGCGCGUACCGCUCAAAGACGCAAGCCGUCGAGGACCACCGCAAGCAGCAACAAGCGAUAGAAAUGCAGGCCAAACUCCUGGCCGAGCAGGUUCCGAAGGAACCUCCCGAGUCCAAGCCUCACCCCUACUCGUCCCACGGACAUUCGCCAAGCACUUCGUCCAUCAACAAUGCGACAGGGAGCUGGGGCAGCGGACUGUCCGACGCAGAAUCGGGCACCCCACCGGGGAAUGCGCCCAACGCGCAGUCCCCACAGAGCCCACAGCACGCCCAAACGCUGUACACACAGUCCUACCCGCAGCCGCCGUACCCUCAGCAGCAGACUGCUGCAUCGGCGCAGUCCGACGUUCGUCCGUUCGAGCGUGAGACCCGGUCCCUUGGGCACGGCCUGUCUAACAGCAUCUCUGGGCGCGCCCGUUCCGGCUCGGGAUCGUACGCCGCGACCAGGCAGGCAGUCGACGCCAAGUCUAAGGAGGUGUUUAGCGACAUUGCUGCGCACUCGAAGAAGGGCUUUGCGGCGAUCAUGCAGCGCCUCGGCGGCGAGCGCGAAGGCGAGGGCCCACCUUCGAUUGUUGCCCCGGACAGCACACUUGGCGGCGCGAGCGCGAGUGUGAGACGAGGGUCCGUGCGGCACAAUAACGGUGCAGUCAAGGGCGCCAAAACUAAGCGCGACGCCGAGGAGGCCGACAAGGCGUACCGCCACGGCGUGUUCCAUGUCGAGACGCUGCGUCUGCGCCGCGAGAAGUUGCAGCAAUCGGCCAUCACCAGCCUGAGUCAGUUCAACGUUGAACUCAAUGCGGCGCUCUUCGUCGCGCUCCGCGCGUACGCGCAAAUCGCACGCGGCGCAGCCAUGACGCUCGCCCAGUCGACCGACGUCGUCUCGCAGAGUGUUCGCCAGGUUGACCCGACGCGCGACAAGGCGCUCUUCCACUCUCGCCUUCCCGUCGUCUCGCGCUACCCACAGAUCAUGUACGAGAACUUCUAUGUCGGAACUUGUCGAUCGCUCAUCUUUGGCUUCCGCCUAACCGACUACGACUUUGCGCGUGGAGAGAUGGGCGGCCACGGGAGGCCACCGCUCAUAGUCGAAAAGUGCAUCGCUUGGAUCGACGCCCUCGGCAACGACGCCGAGGGCAUCUACCGCAUGAGCGGACGGCAGCAAACUGUGCGCCGCCUGAUCCACAACAUUGAGCUGAACGAGGACACUUUCAACUUUACCUCAGACGACGACGUCUACUCAGUCGCUGUCGUGCUAAAGGCGUAUCUGCGCGACCUGCCAGACCCUCUCUUCCCAUUGCCACACGCUGAGCGGGUCAAGUGGACCGAGUCGAGAGAGGAGCACUACAAGAACCACUUCUCUACACUGCGCGGCCGCCUCCGCCGCCUGCCGACCAUCCACCAGACGACGUUCCAGGCCGUCAUCGAGCACCUGAACCGCAUCUCGAAGAACGCCGCUGAGAACAAGAUGAACGCGACCAACCUGGCCGUCGUGUUUAACUCGGUACUCUUUGGGCAGGAGCAGAUGUCCAACGAUGCCGACGCGCUCAAGAUGCACCUCCAGAAGGACACGGUGCUCGAGGAAAUUAUCACCUACCCCGAAUUCCUGUUCCCGCCGGAGGGCAACUAUGGCGGCGAACCACAGUCGCCCAGUAAGGCAAGCAGCAGGAUGAGCUCGCAGACCCGCCUCGACCUAUACCCUUCGCCGACGGGCGGGAACUCGAUGAGUGCGCUGUCGGGCUCGCCUGCAGUGCAUACCCCGCCGCUGCACGUGUACACGACGCAGCACCCUAUAGCUGCGCAGCACGCGCGUGCGGGGAGCGACGACCCUGGUGUCGCACCCCGGCCGGUGCAGACACCGAUCUCGUUCCAGCCUCCGUCACACAAUUCGACGGGCCAGCACAUCUCGGCCCAGUCGUCACUCCAGCCACCCCUUCCACCUGGUGCCCAGACGCCACACAUUCCGCCGCACCCGGACAGCAGCGGCUUCGGAUCCCAACUGGCCAGCCUGGACAUGGACUCGAUGGACAUGGAGCACGCAUUGAACGGGCAGAUAGGCCUUACACCCGACGACGGCCUCGACCUGCUCUUCAACCCCGACAAGAUCCCGAUGUCGUUGCGCGACUCCCUUCCCAACGACAUUCAUGUGCGCCCGCUUGCCUCGGACGACUUCCUCCGCGCCCACUUUGCGCUACUUGGCAAUCUGUCGCCGUCCCCGGCCCUCGCGCCGAGCGUGUACGCCGCUCUCUUCCGCGCCCUCAAGUCGUGCCACGACACGUAUUAUAUUGUCGUGUUCGUCGAUCGCGCGACAGACCAGGUCGUCGCGUCCGGCACUGUUGUCAAGGAGCGCAAGUUUAUCCGCGGCGGUAGCGUUUCCGCACACAUCGAAGACAUUGUCGUUGGCCAGAGUGGUCAGGGGCGCGGACUAGGGAUGAAGCUUGUCGUGGGAUUGCGUAACCUUGCGACCGAGUUGGGUUGCUACAAGACGAUUCUGGACUGCCAGGAGUGUAAAGUCCCGUUCUACGAGAAAUGUGGAUUCACACUACGCGGACGCCAGAUGGCAUACUACGUGCCGACAGCCGAAGCACCUCCGCGCCGCGAAUCGCUGGCCAAACCCGGCCUGGCAUCGCAGUCGUCGACGCCGGUGCGCUUCCCCCCCCAGCCCGAGGAGAAGGAGGAUGACGAAGACGGGGGUGACGAGGACAUUGUCAGCAUCGCUGAGACAUAUAUGACUGACAACACGGGCACGGACGAGACGUUCACCAACGUCUCGUACCGCUUCCCGACGCACAGCACUCGCAAUGCCGGGCGAGGCGUGGCCAGCACCGACCCCGAGACGUCCAGCCCGUCGGUCGGGGGACCCGGCGACGAACCCGUCCUCGACCUCGACACGCCGACGGGGAGCGUGCGCAGUUGGAACUCGGCCCACUCGUCGGGCGCUCGGCCGUGCCCAGUCCUGGGGAUGGAGCGGGACACAUACUUCUAG